AUGAACAAACUAAUUGCUGAAAAUGAGAUGCGGAUCCAGUGUUUGAAUGUUGAAAAGGAUAAUUUGGAGAAAAGAUUUGCUUCAGCAAAGCAGGAAGCAGAGAAAACACAUGAAGAACUUACCAAUAUGAGAUCUUUAAAAGAAGAGAAGGAAACGACAAUCACUUAUCUGAAGUCAGAAGUGGAAAACCUGAGGACCCAGCACAAGGAGUUUAAGGAUACCUUGUAUAAGGAAGCAUUGGCAAAAGAAAGCUUGAGGAAACAAAUAUCUCAGUUACAGGGUCAAAGGAAAACAGAAGAUUGCUCAGAGAAAAAGUUGAAAGCCGCCACUUUCCAUACCAGUGAUGAGAAUAAUUUUACAGACUUGCUGACUGAAUUGACAUUACUGAAGGAAAGAAACAAAUCUAUGGAAAAAGAACUAAAGGAUAUGCAAGAAAGAUAUUCAGAGAUAAGUCUCAGAUUUGCAGAGGUUGAAGGUGAACGGCAACAACUUGUAAUGACUGUGCGCAACCUCAGAAGCAGUAAGAAGAACUAG
Molecule: messenger RNA, 534 nt
Organism: Prunus armeniaca (apricot)
Lineage: Eukaryota; Viridiplantae; Streptophyta; Magnoliopsida; Rosales; Rosaceae
Source: the annotation of a GenBank genome assembly